CAGGCCCAAAAAAAUCCAAAAUUAAAAGUUCAACUCCAUCCAUUACAAUCUAUCACCCGAAAAUGGCGUCUUCUUCGUGUUCGUUGGUCUCUAUUCCCCCAUCCUUAACUCCCGCCAAAAUUCCAACCUCCACCAUUCUUAUCCUGCGAAACGCCGGCCUUAUACUAAACCCGCCUCCUCCUCCUCUCUCUUUUCCAACCCUCUCUUCAAAACCCAUCUCCGUAAAACCGUUCCUUAGCGUUCUCAGAUCCUCGCAUUCCCAAAAAUACGUUUACCAUGACCCUAUCCCUAAGUUUGCUGAAGCCGAGACCCAGAAGUUUAAAGCUGAGCUUUUCAACAAGUUAUCCAAAGACAAAGACAAAUUUGGUGAUGACCUUGAUUCUGUCAUUGUCGUUUGCGUUGAGAUAUUUAAUGAUUUCUUGCACAAUGAAUAUGGAGGAUCUGGAACACUGUUGGUGGAGCCUUUCACAGAUAUGUUUGUAGCUUUGAAGGAGAAGAAAUUACCUGGAGCACCUGUUGCUGCUCGGGCAUCCUUGUUAUGGGCCCAAAACCACCUUGAUCAUGAUUGGGAGUUCCCAUGGCGAGUAACUGGUGUUUGAGGACCCAUAUUCACAGAUUGCUUAGCUGGGAAGAACAUAUAUGAAAGAUAAGUGAGAGCCAUACUUGGUUGGUGAUGUGUGCGUCAGACUUUCCUCCUGAAGUUAGGUUGUCUUGUCCAUGGUGCUGCAAUUUUUUCAUGGAUUCCCUUUUGGUUUUUGCAUAUUUCUUGGCUCUCAUGAACUUCAUGACCUCUGCAGGGACAGGAAACAAGAGAGAGUUGAGAAAUCAAUAUAAAAGAAAGACAAUCUUGCAAAUAAAGAAAGUGAAGAAGACCUUGAGAAGUGAUAAGGCGAUAAGCGUGGCCAAGGGAAAGAGUAUCGGUGGGGCGGAGGAGCUUAACACGGGUGAAACGCACCGUAUCUCGAUCUUGAUGAUGGUUGGCUUCCUCCUCUUGGGAAACAGGCAAGGGAAUGAUGAGAGAAACGUAAUGACCGGGAUUCAUUCUCAUAACUUCACUGACGGGAAUGGGCCAAUAUAACCUCUCAAGCCUCCCGGAGGGAUGCUGAAUGACCAAGGCCGCCGCAUCGAUGGCUUGGCAAUUCCCCAUGAAUUCUGAAAAAGGAAGAAGAAGAUAAGGAAAGGAAGGGAAGAGGAGGUUAAGUAAGCAGAAGUCUCUUUCUAAUACGACCCUACACAAAAAGUCUCACUCAACUCAACCAAGCACAAGCAG
Molecule: messenger RNA, 1270 nt
Organism: Gossypium arboreum
Lineage: Eukaryota; Viridiplantae; Streptophyta; Magnoliopsida; Malvales; Malvaceae
Product: protein PLASTID REDOX INSENSITIVE 2, chloroplastic-like
Exons: 4
Coding region: 63-599 (178 amino acids)
Biological process (GO): regulation of gene expression
Source: RefSeq, a predicted model, not a curated record